GAAUCUCAAAAGUAUAUAAAGCGUGUCAUAAUGUUGGGGGAAAAUUGGUUUCGUCCAUUCCACAUAAACGAAUUUUCAUGUGCGCGCGGCGAUAACACAAGGGUAUGGUUCGUUAUUUAAUUCACUAAGGUAGUUGUCUCGUGUGUAUUUCGCGGGAACUGAGUCAUCGUACACAUAUGUUUGAAUGCAUCUGUCGGGCGAACUUGGUUGCUUUCAUCUUUGUUAAGUCAAGCCAUAUUAUCUCCAAUCUUGCCAGACUAUUUCCAGUGUAAAAUAUUUUUGGAGAAGUGAAGUAAGAUGGCGUAGACUGUGAAGUAAGAUCGUUUUCUCUACACAAACAAAGUCCAGUUUCAACGCGAGCGGACCUCGAACGUUGGACAUGGUUCAAGAUUAUACGAAUUGAGCAACGUUUCCGGCCUUAGUUUUCGACUUCUGUGAAGAGAGGGACGUUGCUUUCGACGAGAACCUCACCGCUUUCGAACACAGUAGUCUGUUCCGUGGCUGUAGCGUGGAAGUUCCGUGAGGAAUGCUUCCUGAGUGAGAUCAUUCGCGCUAAGAUCCCCGGCGAAAAUCACUGAUUGUAAACGGCAUGACAUCAUUUAACGCAAUGAAAGAUCGCUUCGAAAGCGGAGGAAGAAGUGUUCUUUCCCUAUCAACCGCGCUAGACGCCUCAAACGAUCGGACUCACUGUAGUUCAACUCUGGCCAGGAGCCCCCCUUCAAAACUAGAAAUUAUCGACAGCCCGAAGAAAGCAAAGCACAAAAUGGGGAGAAAGAAGAUCCAGAUUUCAAGAAUCGGCGACGAGAGAAAUCGUCAGGUUACUUUCACAAAACGCAAAUUUGGUUUGAUGAAGAAGGCUUAUGAACUGAGCAUUUUGUGUGACUGUGAGAUUGCUCUUAUCAUAUUCAACUCUGGAAACAAACUGUUCCAGUAUGCUAGCACAGACAUGGACAAGAUCCUCCUAAAAUACACAGAAUACAAUGAACCACACGAGAGCAGAACAAACACAGAUAUUGUUGAGACAAUUUCAAAGAAGGAGAACAAGGCUUUGCCAUCCCCUGACGACACAGAUAAGCAAUUUGUGUUGACUCCAAGAACAGAAGAAAAGUACAACAAAAUUAAUCAAGAGUUUGAUCAGAUGAUGAAAAAGAAUCUUCUACAGCCACAUCAAUCUGAUGAUGGUUAUCAUCAGUUGCCUGUUUCCAUCCCAGUGUCUUCCAACAAUGGCUCAGAAGAUAGUUAUGGCAGCAGACCUGGUAGUGCUGAUGCACCUGGAAUGAGCUCUGGUCUUCCAGUCAGUUCUAGUGGUCGAAUCAAUCCUGAACACAUGAAUGGAAACUACCCACGAGGGAAUGCUACUGCUAUAUCAGGAAACACACAGAACAUGUCUGAUUUGGUGGCUGCAGCAGAGUACAACAGGAGAAGUGUAACUCCUGGAUCAGUUCAGGGUAACGACGGCUCAUUUGUAACACCUCCCUCUGGGGUGACUGGUGGGCGAAAUUCUGUAUCGCCACAUCCACAAGCUGUGACUCCUCCACCAAACACCAACAGGCCUGCCUUAAAGAUAAACAUCCCCAACAGAAGCUCAGCUGCAGGACAGAUGCAUAACCGACAUGGCAUUGGCGCUUCAGCCCAGGAUCAACCUUUAUCCACUCCAGUGAUAUCAUUGAACAACUUACCCAUGCCAACACCAAGUGAUAAUCACUCCCUUUCUACUCCCAUCUUUUCCAUGGCCACACCCAACAUAUCUGGGGCACCACAGUCAUUUUCUUCGGCUCUCCCCUCUGGAUUCCCUGCUGAAUUCUCGAUGGAUAACAACACUGAAUCCCUGGCACACAAACUGGUGCAGUACCAAGGUGCUGCUGCUGCCUUGCCUCUGAUUCAACAGCAAGCACUACUGCAACAGCAGCUGCAGCUAAAUAACAUGAUACAAGCAGGGAAUUUACUGGGCAAUCGCCUUACUGUUCCUGGUCAAGGCAUGUCCGCGGUGAGCAUCAAGGCUGAGCCCGCGGAUAGAGACACAGCGUCACCAAACUCGCGCUCGUCAAUAUCCCCCAGUUCACCCUACCAGGUACAGAGGAGGAUAGCAGCCAUCAGAGAUGACCGUGACAUGGAUAAAGACCCUGGUUCCAAGCGCCCACGCUUAGACCCAACUGUUUCUGCUGCUGCGAACGGCUGGGGGCGUUAAAAAAGCAGGAUGAAAAUUUUAUAUACAGGAAAUAGAUGAUUUAGGUUUAUUCGUGUUUUCGUUUUUUGGCAAAAAAGAAGUAAUCUUAAUAAUGUGAUGCAGGCAUCAUGUCUUCACCAAGGCUGUUAUCAAUAUUAUAUUUUGUAGGAAGCUUUUUUUCUUGCUUCCUGUUUACUAUUUUAUAAUCGGUUUAGUAAAAUAGGCAGGACCUGACCCCUUGAGAGCAUAAAAAUUGUAAUUAUAUCCUGAGGGGGAAAAACUUAAGACGCAUGUGAAGAUAUUAGCCAUUGCAGAAUAGUGUAUUCUCCCUGUCUGUCAUUUCAGGAGGCACCAUCCUCAUUUUUGAAAGUGCAACCUCAGCUGUCAAGAAGAUAAGCUGAGUUGCCUGUGUACCCUAGACUUAAAACUUUCUCAGUUCGCUUUGAAUACUGAACCAGACACAAAGUAAGUGAAAAAAGAAAAAUCAGGUUCAUCGUCAAAUAAGCUACGAAGUUUAUGUGAGAUGUAGUUGUGCGAAGGCGUAAAAAUCUGACAUCAAAAUUGGUAUUUAUUGCAAGUUCACCCUACAACUGAUUAAUUGAUAACAUUUGAAUAUUUUGCUGUACUAUAUGUUAUUCAUUUGGCUGUUUCGUUUCUGAUAAUUAUCGAAUGGUAUCAUAGUAAUUUUAUUUGUCGAAACUAUAGGAGGGUAACACGUAGACCUUUUUUUGUCUGGUGAAAGUGACUUUCAAUAGCAGCCUUGGAUUAUAUGUACAUUUUUGUUAUUUGGUAUUUUUUUUUUUUCUUGUAAAUAUUACUCAAAAACAUAUAUUCAAUAGAGAAUUAAUUAACUCCUACUCUCUCCCCCCCCUCUUAAACCCCUGAGAAAAAUUUAAUAAUCAAUAGAUACAUGCAACCAGAACAGCGUGGCUGUACACAGCACGAAAAAGUUAAUGUAACGUUAAUUUUGACUACGGUGUAGUUUUGUAUUUUCAUUUAAACAAGUCUUUUGCCAAAGGCAGUUUUAUAAUUUAGAUACUGAAUUCGCUUUGCAGGGCCAAGGGCGCUUUUGAAACUGAUUUUGUUUUAGACAGUUUCCGGUUUAUUAGCUGGAAAUCUUAAUAUCGUAGUUUAUUUUCACAUUUAAUAGUAUAUGUGAGACAUAACUUGGGAUUUUUUAAGGAUAGAGUAUAGCACCUCGUAUAUUAGCGGUUGAUAUAUUCUUAAGUGUGCAAUUAUGUAAAGUUAUAUCGGAGAAAUGAAACUCUGCAAGGGUGAUGUUAAUUGGUAGUGAAUAAUUGCUUAAUUUUUUAAUUCCUAACACGAGAAAAUUUGACUGGA
Molecule: messenger RNA, 3508 nt
Organism: Stylophora pistillata
Lineage: Eukaryota; Metazoa; Cnidaria; Anthozoa; Scleractinia; Pocilloporidae
Product: myocyte-specific enhancer factor 2A
Biological process (GO): positive regulation of transcription by RNA polymerase II; cell differentiation
Molecular function (GO): DNA-binding transcription factor activity, RNA polymerase II-specific; protein dimerization activity; RNA polymerase II cis-regulatory region sequence-specific DNA binding
Source: RefSeq, a predicted model, not a curated record